This is a messenger RNA of Myxocyprinus asiaticus (Chinese sucker), 4528 nucleotides long. RefSeq names its product zinc finger protein 501-like. The record is from RefSeq and is a predicted model, not a curated record. The coding region runs from base 864 to 2237 and encodes 457 amino acids. The transcript has 2 exons. NCBI's taxonomy places the organism in Eukaryota, Metazoa, Chordata, Actinopteri, Cypriniformes, Catostomidae.
GUUUUGGCGUUAAACCUCUUUGCAUGGCAUGGAUGUGAAAAUAUUUAGCACGAGAGGCAUUAAAUGCUCUUAAUUUAAAGGAAAAUGUCAGCCGGACACACACAGUGUCAGCCCCCCAUUUAAUCCCUUCCCAUAAUGCAACCUGUCAAUGCCUCUGUACAGUUGUGUUUCCUGUUUCCUGUUGUUACGCUUUUGUUUGGUUGUUUUUCCUUAAUCGUCGAGGCUUUGUGUACAUUGGUUUUUUUUAACACUAUUUUACAAAUAAAUGUGCGUAACGUCAACACGGAAAAUGUGUCGAGAUCGGUCGCCAGCCGUCGCAACAUCCUGCCUAUGAGGAAAUACCCCCACACGCGUCCACUUUCAGUUUACAGUUCGACAUGUAACGAUUCCACUGUAUUCUCAGAAUGAUUCUUCAGUUCUCUAAAUGUAACGUCCUUUAAACUUCAGAAUGAUUGUCCAGAGUGUUCUUUAAAUGUUAGAAUGUUUUAAAGAACGUUUUUUAAUUGUCAAAAUUAUUCUUCUGAAUGUUCAUUAAAUGUAAGAAUGAUUAUUCAGAAUGUUCUCAACGUAAGAAUGAUUCUUCUGAACGUACAUGAAAUGUAAGAACGAUUCUUCAUAAGGUUCGUGUUGGAAUGAUUCUACAGAACAUUCUCAAAAUGGAAAAAAUGAUUCUACUGAACUUUCUUUAGCUGUCAGAAUGAUUCUUCAGAAUGUUCUCAACAUAAGAAUGAUUCUUCUGAACGUUCUUUAAAUGUCAGAAUGAUUCUUCAGAAUGUUCUCAAUGAUUUGCUGAGGUCAAGAAAUAAAGCCUGGCACUGCUCCCUUGUUCAGUAACGACAGAAGGGCCGUGAAGAUCAGCCCUAAUGGAAGAGAUUGAGACAGAGCUGACCUACUCUGAGCAGGACGCUUUAGGGGCGGACUUCAUCACAGUAGAACUUGACACCCAGCCCAUCGAAUAUGUGGUCAAGUGGGCCGAGGUGGGUUCUAAAUUCACUAUAUCCUGCGUGAAAAAGGAUUUGGAUGAAGGUGCUUGCUUCACUUCCGAUCAGAUGGUAAAAGUGGAUCCGGAUGAGACGUUCUUUGUCCCAUAUGAAUCUGUGUUCCCAGAAUGUGAUGAGGCAGAUCCAGAUUUGAUUGCUACGCAUGAGGAGGAGGUGGGGAGUGAGUCAGACUUGAAUGACACCACCAAGCCAGGGAGUAGCCAGCUGUGCAAAGAUGUUUUUGAUAUUUCCUGGGAUAAGGAGGUGUCUCGGUCCAGAACCUAUCGCUGCCACAUUUGUGGCAAGACCUACAGCCAUUCCUCCAGUCUUGCCCGCCAUCUGCAUGUACACACAGACAGAUCAUCCCAUUUUUCAUCAAAAGAGUUCAGCAAGUUCGGCGACAACAAAAAGUCUCUCCAAUGCACUCUGUGCGGAGUGAGGUGCAAUGGCAAGCGGCUUUUGGCAAUACACAAGAAAUGCCACAAAACCAAGAGACUGCACACGUGCAACACGUGUGGCAAAACCUUCAAUCACAGCUCUAGUUUGUCACGGCAUAGAUUGAUCCAUAAAAAAGGCCUGGAUAAAACGGUUAGGCCAUUGUACCCAGCUCCAACCCCGGCUCCCAUCAUGACCCAGCACAGUUUCCCAUCAAAAAGAGUGACACUCUCAGGUGAGAGAGAGAAGCAGUACCAGUGCGUACAGUGCGACAGGGUCUUCGGCAACCCCACCGGCCUCUCCAAACACCAGGUGGCACACGUGCGACAGCUGCUCAACUCGUACACGCAGGGCAAAGAUGUUCUUGACAAGUCUUCGGACCUAAAGAUCCGCUUGAAGCUGUGCUCCCGUGACAAGCCCAACUUCUACACCCUCUGCAAGAAGAAUAAGGGCAAGAAAGGGGGCAAGAAGAGGUUGUGCUUGCCCAACGAGGAGCGGCCGUACCCCUGCUGCAUGUGCGAGAAGCGCUUCAGCCACACCAAGAGCCUAGCUCGGCACGAACACAUGCAUGCCAACGAGAAGCGCUAUGCCUGCAAUUUUUGCAAGAAGACCUUUAUCCGGCUGUCCAACCUGAAGCAACACCAGCAAACGCAUGCUUCGGGAAAACUCUACGAAUGCCUUCAGUGCGGCAAAACUUUUGUUCAUUCCUCCAGUUUCUCGCGCCAUAAGAAGGUCCAUGCUGGGGCAAAGCUGUCUCCGAAAGAGUGCGAAGAGGAACUGGUCAUUGACGAGACGGCACCACUGGAUUUUGAGUUUGAGUGAGAGACACCUGAGGUUCUGGAUCUGUCCUGGCACAGUUGACACGGAUGUUCUGGAACUGUCCAGGGCCAGCUGAUGGGAAGAAAUGGUUGUGUUUUUGAAGUUUUUUCUUUACCCCUUAUUCUUAUUUUGCUAAAGACUUUGAGUUAUAUAUUUGGGUAUGGCGUCCCUGGCUGUGUGUUCUUCAAUCUAAUAUUCUUGGUAUUGUCCCUUUUUCACUAGAGGGUGUAGUGGCAACCUUGUUAAUAUAAAAAAAUAGGUAUAUUUUUGUUGUUGUUGUUGUCAUUCCCUUUUGUUAUGUUUUCAUUCAGUUUACUGGCAGGGUAAUCAAAUGCCAGACAAUUUGUGUUAUUUAUGACUCUUAACUUUUAGGUGUCCACAAGAAGCGAGAAAUCAAAUGCUGGUGUUAUUUUUUUUAUUUUAUUUUUUUCAUGCUUGCACAAACAAAAAAUUAAGUACUUAUUUGGGAGGAAUAGUCAAAGACAAAGUAAGAUUGAAUUAGUAGGAAAUCAGAGUUUUGUAUGCAACCAAGGAAAUGUUUUAUGCAGUUUACUUGACCCAUUUUCCAUUAAGUGUGCAGUUUGAAUCCAUUAUUUCCUUUGUAAAGAGAAUAUUUCAUGACUUAAUUACUUUUCUCACCUACAGUCUCUUCACACAAGAGUGGAGUUUUCUCUUUGAGUCUUAAUGACAUUUAAAAAAGUUUAUACAGUUCAAUUUCAGCUGAGUGUAAACAGAGAACCUAUGCCCUGGGGUGAUUCGGUUGUUCUUUGUUUGUGUCUCUGGAUUUGAUGGAUCUUAUUGUGAUUCGGUUAGUUUGUGCAACACAUUGUUCCUUUCCUUUGUGUGUUUUGAUCUGGUUAUUUGUCAAAAUAUGAAAUCCAAUGUGUCACUAGGGGUUAUUUUUUAAUAAUAAAUUUGAUGCUUAUUGGACAUCAACAUGCACAAAUGCAUUUAAAAUGCUGUUCAUAUAAAUUUGUGUGUGUGUGUGUGUGUUUGCACUUGAUAAAUAUGUGGAUAUUCUUGCAAAAUUGGGUGCUUUUUAUGCUGUGUAUAUGUGUGAAAAAAUUGCACUUGCGAAACAAAGUUCUAUCUGAACUGCUUAAAUGAUUUAUUUUUCUCAUCAUAAGUUAUGGAAUAGCCAAGGGAUUUCAUAUUUUAACAAGCAUUGCACUAUUGUAUUUGUUGACAAAAAAGCACUAUGUUUAGGAAACUGGAACAUGCUAAUAGUAUGAUCCUCACAAUUUUGAAUCUCCAGGUUGAAACCUCAGAUGAACGAGGCACGGAAAUAUCUUCCAUGCAUUUUUAAAAACUGAUGAAGUGCCCUCAGCUACUUUACGUAUGUCAGACCAAAGCUCUUCAAUGCACACAUGCACUACUUAUUCUGCAGUUCAGUUCAUCUGAAAGUGUUUAGUCAGUCUUCUGUUCAAUGGUCAUAUACGCCGGGUUGUUUGCUUAACGCUUACUGUUUGAAUUGAAAUUGAAUAGAAAUUACUAACCUAUUUAUGGUGUUUGAAAUAUGAGGCUUUAUGGAGUGUCGAGUUGCACGUAGGAAGCGCAGAUUUUACUGUUAUACCCAGAUUGAUGAAAAAAAAAGACUCACAGACUCUACAUAAUUUUUGAGCUGGUGGUUGUUUCCUUUUCCUUUGUUCUUGAAGUAUGAAAGUAAUAUUCCCCAGUCGUUUGGAUCUUUUAUUGCCAUUGUUCUCAUUAUCUUUCAAUUCCUUUGUGUGGAAAAGUUUCAUCCCCUCUCCUAUCCUCACUCCUCAUAUUUUGAUUCAUAUUUGUCAUUUAUUUUUGUUUUCAAUUGCUGAUGAUUUUCAUCUUUCAAUGCAGCAGACCUACAUCUUGAAUCGAGAUGUAUGUUUUGUAUUGUGUUUGCCAUUAGAUUAAAGUUGAAGAAUUCUGUCCUGCAUUUUUUUAAUAAAUCAUUGGUUCAAGAAUCAUUGGUCUAGCAGCUGUUUGUGUUUGUUAUCUAUCUGUAUGGCUGGCUUGCUGUCUGACUGUCCGUCUGGCAGGCUGGCUGGCCAUCUAAUUGUUUUAUUGAUUGGUAUGGAUGGUAUAAACAAAUAAGGCCUUUGCAGUGCCUUUUCUUUUUUCACCUGUGGUUCUACACUCAGUCAAAAGAUGGCAGCACAAGUCUUUUAAAUACAGUAUAUCUUUGACUCAGUUUGCUCUGCGCUUUGUGAAGAAGCCCUCUGAAUCAAGACAGAGAUCUGUGACUAAUCUGAUCUUGUUUCAGCUAAAUGAGGUACUGUAUCAGUAUGAAAACCCUGCUAUUCUGGGGCAGAACUGAA